AUGCUGAAGCUGCGAGAGGCUGUGAAGCUGCCAAAAGCUGCGAGAAACGCUGAAGCUGCGAGAAGACUAGACACGGCCGACUGGCAACAUCUGGACUGGUACAACCAAUCCGUGAAGUAUAGCGUAGCGUACAGGGCUCCAAAGCCCACUUAUGUCCUGAACGAGCUCGUCAACCAGCAGACGUACAGACUCACCGGUUACCGGUGGUUCUGGGUCGCAGAUGACAACAUUGACUUCACCCAUCUCGACGUUUCGCGCUACACCAGUUUGGCUGCGGAGUCCGGAGCGAGCAUCGUCCAGCCUGCAGUUGAGUUCGACUCUGAGGGAAUCCCGUCGCAUGAGAUCGUGCUUGCCUACACCGGGGCUGUGCAGCUGCCCAAUCACGGCUGGAGCCAUAGCCUGUACCGCUACACGGACUUCGUGGAAGUCAUGAGCCCGAUGUUCUCCGUGGAGGCCCUCCGCGCCGCCUGGAAGCUCUACAUCCCAGGCUUGCGCAGCGACUUCGGCAUGGAUCAAGUUUGGUGCCGCUACGUAGCAAGCCAGCUGUCCAGCCCAUCCGAUCGGACCUGCGCGAUCAUUGAUGCCGAGCACAUGCUUGGAAGUUCUGGCCCAAGCCAUCCCAUAAGCAGCUUCGCGAGCCUUUUGUCAAUGGCUCCCUCGGAAGAAGGUGGUGGUGUGUUCCCCCGCAAGCAGAAGGGCGAAGUGUGGCACUGGCAUGUCCGCUUCCCCGGUGCCUCGCACACAGACUUCGUGGUGUCAGUUGGCAAAGAUGAGCGGGAGUUCGCAGACACUCUUCUGGGCAUUCUCAGAUCUCUGGAGCCGAAGAUGCAUGGCGACAAUGCCGAGCUCCGGAGACUUUGCCGGGAAAGGCUUAAGCAACUCCGGCGCAAUGGGCGAGAAGCAGAUUCCCCCGAAGCUGCGGCGUCCUCGAGCGCUGUUGUAGGGGCCUCCGCCGGAUCGAAAGCCGCAGAGCCCGAAGAAAGCAUGUCAAAGAUAGAACUGGAGUGCGAAGUGUGCUUCGAGGAGUUCAACGACUCGACGCGCGCACCCUUUUUAAGCCGCUGUGGACACACUUUCUGCCAGUCCUGUAUGAAAGAGCUCAUCGGGCAGCGCAAUACGUACGACUGCCCCACCUGUCGGAAGACGUUUGCAAGCAACGAGUGCACGAAGAACUUCUGGAUCAUUCAGAACUUGCCAGCGCUGCUACAGAGAAAAGCAGCUUCCCCUGCGUCGACUCCGAAGCUGGGCCGGCCAAAAGCUGCAGAGGCUGAGAGAAGCCCGCCGAUGAAGAAAUCGCGAAAACAGAACCGACAGCUGGAGGCAACAAAUCCAAGCAGUAGUCAACUCUUUUGCGGCAGCCGCUCCACAGACCAGACGAGCUUGGAUCCGCGUCCAGCAGCGGUCGAGCUGCCUCCUAGCUCACAGGCCCUUCCUCCAGGUUGGGAGCAGGCCAUUGACACCCAAAGUGGCGACUCCUACUUUUUCAACAAGUAUCAGCAGGUGACCUGGGAACGCCCAGAGUCCCUUCCUGCAGGUUGGGAGCAGGCCAUUGACGCCCAAAGUGGAGACUCUUACUUUUUCAACAAGUAUCAGCAGGUGACGUGGGAACGCCCACAGUCCCUUCCUCCAGGUUGGGAGCAGGCCAUUGACCCCCAAAGUGGCGACUCCUACUUUUUCAACAAGUAUCAGCAUGUGACCUGGGAACGCCCUCAGUCCCUUCCUCCAGGUUGGGAGCAAGCCAUGCACCCCAACAGUGGGGAGACCUACUAUUUUCACAGCUCUACCCAUGAGACUCGCUGGGAGCGUCCUGCGUAA
This is a messenger RNA of Symbiodinium sp. CCMP2592, 1815 nucleotides long. The record is from the annotation of a GenBank genome assembly. Lineage: Eukaryota; Dinophyceae; Suessiales; Symbiodiniaceae.